CUGCGCCUCGGCCCUGCCCCUCUGCGCCUGCUUCGCGGUGCCACUCCAGACGCAGCGCGAGCCUUGCCUUUCCCGGAGACGGUGGCAGGAAGGAUGACCACGCUCACGCGGCAGGACCUCAAUUUUGGCCAAGUGGUGGCUGACGUGCUCUGCGAGUUCCUGGAGGUGGCGGUGCACCUGAUUCUCUACGUGCGCGAGGUCUACCCAGUGGGCAUCUUCCAGAAGCGUAAGAAGUACAACGUGCCGGUCCAGAUGUCCUGCCAUCCGGAGCUGAACCGGUAUAUCCAGGACACACUGCACUGCGUCAAGCCACUCCUGGAGAAGAACGACGUGGAGAAAGUGGUGGUGGUCAUUUUGGACAAAGAGCACCGCCCAGUGGAGAAAUUUGUCUUUGAAAUCACCCAACCUCCCUUGCUGUCUAUCAGAGAACGCGAGGCCCAGAGACAUGGCAGGAGCUGUCUGGAGCCACCCAAGCUGACAGCAGAGCUGGGACUGCCAGCAGAGCAUGGAUCCCGAAGGAGGAGCAGGGAAGCCUGCUGUGUGGCCGUGGGCAAGCCCUUUCCCAUGCUAGCAGGGGUCCGGCAGGCUGGAGAGGCCUGGCCUGCGUUCUGGUCUCAGCCUGGCUGCUCAUUCUGUCCCAUCGCUGAGUUGACCCCUGUGUCGGGGCAGAUCUCUCUUCAGAGGGUUUCCAAUGGCUGAUCUCUUUGGAAAUUGCCGGGCCUUUCUUUUGAGGCAACUCGGGACGGCCCUGAACCUCCAAUCUUUCACAUUGAGGGGCCAUGAACUGUCAGCACCCCUCAGGGGUUCCACACAAACCCCUGAAAGAACCUCCCCCCUAGCCCCCGAUUCUGUCUGCAUUGGUCUGGGGUGGGGCUGGUGUUUGGGUUCAAACUUCCCAGGUGAUUCUGUUUCAGGCUCCACAGGUGGCCAGGCCCUCAGACCCACACGAGGGUGUCUGGCCUUCCAGACUGGCUCCCAGGGAUGAGGGGAAGCUGGUUGAUGGAGGUGGGGGGGGGUGGGGCUCCAGUACAGUGGGAGACGCCCUACUCUCUGUUCCCAGUUCAGACUCCCUGCUGUCCCAUGUGGAGCAGCUACUCCGAGCCUUCAUCCUAAAGAUCAGUGUGUGUGAUGCCGUCCUGGACCACAACC
Echinops telfairi (small Madagascar hedgehog) is the source of this 1149-nucleotide messenger RNA. It is a transcript of the gene MAD2L2, whose product is annotated as mitotic arrest deficient 2 like 2. NCBI's taxonomy places the organism in Eukaryota, Metazoa, Chordata, Mammalia, Afrosoricida, Tenrecidae. Gene Ontology annotation, cellular component: zeta DNA polymerase complex. The coding region runs from base 94 to 699 and encodes 201 amino acids. The record is from RefSeq and is a predicted model, not a curated record. The transcript has 6 exons.